Molecule: messenger RNA, 759 nt
Organism: Ooceraea biroi (clonal raider ant)
Lineage: Eukaryota; Metazoa; Arthropoda; Insecta; Hymenoptera; Formicidae
Product: aminopeptidase N-like
Biological process (GO): proteolysis; peptide catabolic process
Cellular component (GO): membrane; cytoplasm
Molecular function (GO): peptide binding; metalloaminopeptidase activity; zinc ion binding
Source: RefSeq, a predicted model, not a curated record
UAUAGUUCCUAUUAUAACAAAACUUAAAUUUUAUACGUUAUUACAUUUAGCCAGUUUAAGUCUUCUACGCCUGAUGAUUUAUGGAAUAUGAUGCACGUUAACAUGGAUAAUCCAGAACUAGGCAACUCUACUAUGAAAUAUAUAAUGGGGAACUGUGUAAGAGAAAAUAAUUAUCCUAUUGUAAAUGUUCGUCGAACUGAACAUACGCUGGAAAUAUCUCAAUAUCAAGAUGAAUAUCACAUCGAUGAACACUAUCGGCAAAAAGUACUUCAAUGGAUACCUACCACUUUCACUACAUGGGAAGAGUUAGAUUUCAAUAAUAUGACUCACCAUUGGAUACCUCCAAAGGAUAGCACAAAGUAUAACAUAUCUGUCCCAAUUACUACUAAGAAUGGAUGGAUCAUACUAAAUUUACAACAAACAGGAUACUAUCGUGUAAAGUACGAUGACAAGAGCUUAGAUGCAAUUACAUACUAUUUAAGGUUUAUGGAAUAUGAGGAUAUUCAUGUUCUUAACCGUGCUCAAAUCAUUGAUGACACAUAUUAUUUUUUGAAGAGAGGAGAAAUUACAUAUGGCAGGUUUUUGCAUCUCAUAUACUAUUUGCGCGAAGAGAGGGAUUACGUAGCAUGGUAUCCAAUGUUUCAAAUGUUUAGAGACAUAUCAUGUUUCUUACCAUUUGAAGAGAGCGCACCUUUAAAGGUGAGAUAGUCAUAAAUUUAUUAAAAAGUUGUUAAGAAGCAUGUUAUACGUUACGUGCAU